Molecule: messenger RNA, 654 nt
Organism: Suillus plorans
Lineage: Eukaryota; Fungi; Basidiomycota; Agaricomycetes; Boletales; Suillaceae
Exons: 2
Coding region: 1-654 (217 amino acids)
Source: RefSeq, a predicted model, not a curated record
AUGGAACUCCGCACAUACUCGCUUGGAUACAAGCCCCCUACUUUCAGCGCUGUAUAUGCUGAUUAUGUCGUGUAUGAGCAGUAUCGUCAUGAGUUUAUGAAUCAGCCUCGUGCAAGAGCUGCGCUUCUUCACAAGGGGCUCGUAUGGCGGUUAGCUUUACAUAGCAUUGGUUUUGAUGCACUCCCGUCAGUUCUUGAUGGCAUCUCGCGGGAAGCUGUUCCAUUCGGCCUCAUGUUGUCCAUUGAUGGCCAGACUAACUUCGACGACGAGUUGUCGGAGGAAGAGGUGGAUUUUAUUUGCGGGACGUAUUACAUAUACGACAAUGCUGGAAAUGUAGGAAAGAUCUCUUGGUGGCCUAGACCUCAGGCUUGGGCUACGUCUGGAUUGAACGUGGGGUUCUGGUCCACUCGAUGUGAACACUGGUUCCAGAAACGCCUCGACAAUAUUCGAGACGGUGUUUCCCGAAACCGACAUUUAUCUACCAAUGACGUUAAUGGUCCAAUGACCAACUCACAGUGGAAAACCUCUAUCAAGUUCAAUACAGGCACGAACAAAAUGAGAAAGAAUGUUCACGCGACAUGCUGCAGUUUUCUUGCUACCAAAGCAAACGGUAAGAACAUUUUUCUGUUGUCACUUUCACUUGCACAUUUCUGA